Chanos chanos (milkfish) is the source of this 2529-nucleotide messenger RNA. It is a transcript of the gene hsph1, whose product is annotated as heat shock 105/110 protein 1. Gene Ontology annotation, cellular component: cytosol; nucleus. Gene Ontology annotation, biological process: protein folding. NCBI's taxonomy places the organism in Eukaryota, Metazoa, Chordata, Actinopteri, Gonorynchiformes, Chanidae. The record is from RefSeq and is a predicted model, not a curated record. The transcript has 18 exons. The coding region runs from base 1 to 2529 and encodes 842 amino acids. Gene Ontology annotation, molecular function: ATP binding; ATP-dependent protein folding chaperone.
AUGGCAGUCGUUGGGUUUGAUGUCGGAUAUCAAAACAGCCUCAUCGCAGUUGUGAAAAGCGGAGGCAUCGAGAUAAUAACAAAUGAAUUCACAGACCGAUGCACGCCGGCUGUCGUAUCAUUUGGUCCAAAGAACAGAACCAUCGGUAAUGCUGCUAAAAAUCAGAUGAUAACAAAUGCUGGAAGCACAGUGUGUCAUUUUAAAAGAUUACACGGCAGAUUAUUUCGUGACCGGGUGGUUCAAGAUGAGAAAGCAAAUUUGCCCUAUGAUCUUGUACCGCGAUGUGAUGACAGAGUCGGAAUCAAGGUUGCGUACCUUGGUAAAGAACAUCUGUUUAGCAUUGAGCAGGUUAGUGCCAUGCUGCUGACCAAAAUGAAAGAAAGUGCAGAGGCCAAUUUACAGAAGAAAGUAGUGGACUGUGUCAUCUCUAUCCCUUCAUUCUUCACUGAUUCAGAGAGAAGGUCUGUGUUGGAUGCUGCCAGAAUUGCUGGCAUGCAUUGCCUGAGGCUUUUAAAUGACACCACGGCAGUGGCUUUGAAUUAUGGCAUAUACAAACAGGAUCUUCCAACUCCAGAUGAAAAACCCAAGUUAGUGUUCUUUGUGGACAUGGGCCAUUCAGCCUUACAGGUUUCUGCCUGUGCGUUUAACAAGGGAAGACUAAAGGUGCUGUCCACAGCUUUCGAUCCAUUUCUGGGUGGCAGAGACUUCGAUCAGAGGCUUGUGGAGUAUUUCUGUGCUGAGUUCAAAGCCAAGUAUAAGUUGGAAGUGAAGUCGAAGACUCGGGCUCUGUUGCGGCUUCAGCAGGAGUGUGAGAAACUCAAGAAACUGAUGAGUGGCAACUCCACAGACAUUCCUUUCAGCAUUGAGUGUUUUAUGGAUGACAAGGAUGUUUCUGGAAAGAUUAAUAGGACCAAAUUUGAGGAGUUAUGUGCUGAUCUGAUAGAGCGUGUGACGGUGCCCCUGGUCGCUGCGCUGGAGCAGGCUCAGGUGCAGCUUCAGGACAUCAGCACUGUUGAGAUAGUUGGGGGAGCCACACGCAUUCCUGCAGUGAAAGCACAGAUCAGCAAGUUCUUUAAGAGAGAGAUCAGCACCACACUAAACGCUGAUGAAGCUGUGGCCAGAGGCUGUGCUUUACAGUGUGCCAUGCUUUCCCCUGCCUUCAAAGUCAGAGACUUCUCUAUUCUGGAUGCCAUUCCAUUCCCUAUCUCUCUGUCUUGGACCGCUGAGUCUGAUGAAACCAAAUCGGUUCAUGAAAUAUUUGGCAAGAACUAUUUGUUUCCCUCUUCAAAAAUGAUAACAUUCUAUAGGAGCAAGCCUUUUGCUCUGGAGGUCUUCUACACAGACCCAGCAUCGCUGCCCUUCCCAGAGGCAAAGAUUGGGGAGUAUACAGUACAGAAUGUUCGACCUCAGGAGACAGGGGAAAGGUCAAAGGUGAAGGUGAAAAUGCAGGUGGAUGCUAGUGGGAUUGUGAGUGUGACCUCUGCCACACUACUGCAGAAGGUCACUGCCGAGGAUCCAGAGACCAGCCCUGAGAAAACCAGUCAGGAGGAAAACUGCCAUCAAGACGUCUCUGCUGACCUGGAAGAUCAGGACAAGGAGACAAAUUGCCAGCUCUCGCUGGACAAAGAUGCCCACCCAACAGCACAGUGUUUCCCCAUGGAAAAAGAGCAAAGUCUUACUCAGGCAACGAGUCUGAAUGAAGAGUUGAACAGUCAGCCCCCACAUGCUAUGAAAGCAAAGAUGAAGGUCAGGCAUGUGGGACUGCCUAUUGAGGAGAAAAGAAUGUUUCAGUUAGGGAAGGACCAGCUGGAUGGUUACAUUACACAAGAGAGCAAAAUGGUACAGCAGGACCUCCAGGAGAAGGAGCGGAACAAUGCCAAAAACGCUGUGGAGGAGAAUGUGUACUAUUUCAGACACAAACUGGAAGGGCCUUACCAAAAGUUCCUCAGCGUGGAGGACCAGCGGAAGUUCUUUGAGCUGCUGAGUCUCACAGAGGACUGGCUGUAUAAUGAAGGGGCAGACCAAGACAAACAGACGUAUCUAGACAGGCUGGCAGAGAUCCAUAAGCUAGGCAUGCCUGUGAAAGACAGAUACCAGGAGUCUCUGAGGAGACCCAAACUGUUUGAAGAGCUCUCCACUAAAAUCCAGGGCUAUCAGGGGAUCAUGGAGGAGUACCAGAAUGGGAGUGAGAACUAUAGUCACAUUGACAAACCAGACAUGGAGAAAGUGAGGAAAUGCAUUCAGGAAACACAGGAAUGGAUGACUAACAUGAACAAAUCUCAAGACAAAUUGAGCCCAGAUCAGGAGCCGGCUGUGCACAGCUCUGAGAUCCACAAGAAGGUCCAGGAGCUGCACAACAUGUGUGAGGAGAUUGUUACAAAACCCAAGCCGAGGGUGGACUCCCCUGAUGAGGAGAAGAUGCAGACAGAAAAGACUGCCCAGAGGAAGAUCCCAGAAGAUGUGACAAUGGAACAGAUAGAUGCUCUCCAAAACAGUGAGAGCAGCACACUCAGCUCUGAGCUGGACUAG